GGGGGAAAUGAGAGACGACGGGAGGAAAAAGACACACGGGCGGCGGGCGACGGCCAGAAAAAUAUACAUCACAUUCCUCAUGCAUGGCCGGUGGCGUGGCGUGGCGUCUCUGCAGGCAAAGCAUGCAAGCUCGUUUGCGAAUCUUCACGCAGCAGAGGAGCCGUUGGCUCGACUCGGCAGCUUCCCCGUCGGUGCGGUGGGGAAAGGGUUCGCUGUCUGGAGACGGAGGCGGACGCCACAGCUGCGAGAGAGAGAGAGUGCGAUCAGCAGAGAGAGAGAGAGAGAGAGAGAGAGAGAUGACUGACAGACGCCACGGCAUGCUCGUCAUUCCCGCACAUUGCUUUUUGGCUCCCGCGAGCGAUCUGCCGUGCUCGAGCUGCCCUCUGACCCUUUCGACGGCGGCCGCUCCCUCCCGCUAGUCUGACCCUCGAAAUCUCUGCAGAACGGACGUC
This is a messenger RNA of Aplosporella prunicola CBS 121167, 452 nucleotides long. RefSeq lists its product as uncharacterized. The transcript has a single exon. NCBI's taxonomy places the organism in Eukaryota, Fungi, Ascomycota, Dothideomycetes, Botryosphaeriales, Aplosporellaceae. The record is from RefSeq and is a predicted model, not a curated record. Bases 84 to 419 code for a protein of 111 amino acids.